This is a messenger RNA of Orcinus orca (killer whale), 1135 nucleotides long. It is a transcript of the gene PIP4P2, whose product is annotated as phosphatidylinositol-4,5-bisphosphate 4-phosphatase 2. Gene Ontology annotation, biological process: phosphatidylinositol dephosphorylation. Gene Ontology annotation, cellular component: phagocytic vesicle membrane; lysosomal membrane; plasma membrane. Gene Ontology annotation, molecular function: phosphatidylinositol-4,5-bisphosphate 4-phosphatase activity. Bases 134 to 907 code for a protein of 257 amino acids. The record is from RefSeq and is a predicted model, not a curated record. The transcript is spliced from 7 exons. Lineage: Eukaryota; Metazoa; Chordata; Mammalia; Artiodactyla; Delphinidae.
GCCUCCUACCUUGUGACACAUCCCGGGUCCUCCCGGAGGCGGCUGCAGCGGCAGUAGCACUAACAGCGCCUCCAACCGGAGCCGCAACCCCAGACUCAGCCUCCACCCCGGCCCCGGCGCCACUGCUGCAGUCAUGGCUGCUGAUGGGGUGGACGAACGCUCGCCUCUGCUCUCCGCAUCCCAUUCUGGAAAUGUCACUCCCACGGCCCCACCAUACUUACAAGAAAGCAGCCCCAGAGCGGAACUCCCACCUCCGUAUACAGCCAUUGCCAGUCCAGAUGCCAGUGGUAUUCCAGUAAUAAACUGCCGCGUGUGCCAAUCUCUCAUCAAUUUGGAUGGCAAGCUUCACCAGCAUGUGGUUAAGUGCACGGUUUGCAAUGAAGCUACGCCAAUCAAAAACCCCCCAACAGGGAAGAAGUAUGUUAGAUGCCCUUGUAAUUGUCUCCUCAUUUGUAAGGACACAUCACGGCGAAUAGGAUGUCCAAGACCCAACUGUAGACGCAUAAUUAACCUUGGCCCAGUAAUGCUUAUUUCUGAAGAACAGCCAGCUCAACCUGCAUUGCCAGUCCAACCAGAAGGUACAAGAGUUGUGUGUGGGCACUGUGGAAAUACGUUCUUGUGGAUGGAACUGAGGUUCAACACUCUGGCAAAAUGCCCACACUGCAAAAAAAUUUCCUCUGUGGGUAGUGCACUUCCUCGAAGACGCUGCUGUGCAUAUAUUACCAUUGGAAUGAUAUGUAUUUUCAUUGGAGUUGGAUUAACUGUUGGCACCCAAGGUUUUGCAAGGCGAUUUCAUGCAACCUAUGUUUCUUGGGCAGUUGCUUAUUUCUUAGGUUUGAUCUGCCUUAUCCGAGCUUGUUAUUGGGGAGCUAUAAGAGUGAGUUAUCCAGAACACAGUUUUGCAUAAGCUUGUUUAUGAUUUGGUAAUGCAGGUGAGAGUAUCUAGCAGUUCUGGAUAAACUACUCUGGCAUCUUUAAAUCAUUUACCUAAUGGAUUUCAUUCUGGUUUAUGUAUGAAGUUUUAAGACUUUGGGAGUCUUUUAUGAACAAAUGCUCAUUGUACUACAUUAUAUGCAGAUAGGUUGUUUUGCUGCUAAGUUUUCAAGCUCCAAAUAAUAAAUCUUGGUCUUCAUGU